Molecule: messenger RNA, 395 nt
Organism: Bradysia coprophila
Lineage: Eukaryota; Metazoa; Arthropoda; Insecta; Diptera; Sciaridae
Source: RefSeq, a predicted model, not a curated record
AUAGUAACGAACGAACAAAUCUUAACAAAAUGAAUUUUAUAUUGUUCGGUUUCUGUGGUUUCUUGCUUUUGAAUGUUGUGUUGGGACAGGGUUCGUUCGCUGGCAGUGAACUAGCCAAAAUUCAUCCAGACCAUCCAGGAAAAUGUUGGAUCGAAGAGACCCAAAUGAGCUACAGUCCUGGAGAGGCAUUCAUUGCAAAAACUGGUUGCCGUGAAGCCACAUGUACGAACUAUGAGAAUCGUUUGAUUUUACUGUACAGAGGAUGUCCUUCAACGCGUAACCAAUCCAAUUGCAAAUAUGUUGUCAAGAAUCCGGAUGCGGUAUUUCCAGCUUGUUGUCCCGAAAUUAUUUGUUAAUUUUGGGAUGCCUUAGGUUUUUGUGAAUGCUAAAAAUGU